AUUUCUCUCAUGUCUGGUUCAAUGUCCAGCUCAAUCAUGGAACAAAAUGCAACCAAUUCAACUGAAGGAUCUUGUGGCUUGUAUGAAAUGCCAGCUCGUCCGUUCUUCUUAUGUUUAUACACAGUAAUUUUUCUGGCAAGCCUGGUGCUCAACAGUAUUACAAUAUAUGUGUACUUUUGUAAAGCUAUACAUCAGUCCAGCAUCACAAUCUAUAUGAAGAAUCUGGCUAUAGCCGACUUGUUUGUGUGCCUGUGUUUGAUAUUACGCAUUGCUAAAUAUGCUAGCACUUCAAUGGAAAUUCAGCGUAUCUACUGCAACUUUGGUGCUCCCACUUCCUACCUCAACAUGUACUCCAGUAUUCUCUUCAUGUUCUACAUAGCUGCAAACAGGUACAUGAAGAUCGUACGACCACUGCAGACCCACAUGCUGCAAACAGUCCGUUCGACCCGCUACAUCUGCACCAUGACCUGGGCCGUCCUGUUGUGCCUUAAUUGUCCCUACAUUGUUGCAUUUUUCAGUGCUGAUAAACAAACCUUAGCCCACAGUGGUUUCGACUGUGACAGCUUUCAUAACAACUUUCUCCAACAGAUCUACUUGGCCUUGCAGAUCAUGUCCUUUGUAAUGUUUUUCUUUGUGCUGGUAUCCCUGAUUCUGUUUUACUGGCUGAACGUACGGAAGCUUUGUCAAGCGCAGUUUACGAUGCCAAAUCAGCAUGGUAAUUUUAAGCUGAGCAAGUCAAAGCGUAAUAUGCGGGUUUUGGUGGUCAUUUUCUGCGUGUGUUUUGUGCCGUAUCAUCUGGUGAGACUGCCAUACGUGUUCAUUAAACCCCUGCUGAACGACUGCACAACAGAGCAGGUUUUCUACUUCCUGAAGGAGCUGAGCGUCCUGCUCGCAGUACUAAAUGCCUGUUUGGAUCCACUUAUCCACUUUGUCUUUUGCAAGACCUUCAGAGCACAGCUUAAACUUCAGAGAUUUUGCUAAUCAUAUUGAGAUAUAAAGCUCUGGGUUAAAAGUAAAUAUUAAGUUGAAUUACAGGAAUGUUCACCCCAAAAUGAAAAUUCUGACACUGUUUGCUCACCAUCAUGUUGUUUCAGACCUGUAUGUGUUUCUUUCUUCUUUUAAACUCAAAAAAAGGAUGUGUUUAACAGUCGAUGGUAGCCACUGCCUUCCGUUAUGGAAGACAAAAAUACUAUGGAAGUCAAUGUGGACCAGUAACUGAUUGGUUACAAACAUUCUUUAAAAAAUAAAAAAAAUCUUCUACUGUGUUCAGAAGAAAAAGGAAAAUCAUACAGGUUUGCAACAGCUUGAGGGCGAUUAAAUGUAAACUUGAGUAAACUAUCUCUUUGCUUAUAUUAUGCUGCUUUAUUAUGGUCUCAUUUUUCACAACACUCAGCAUUGGGUGAGAGAGAAGACCAUCUAAAACUGUACUUGACAAACAUAACAUCCAUAUUUAAACCCGCUUUGAACCCCCAGUAAAUCCUCAAUUGGGUGACUGCAGGGAUUUAUAAUAAUAAAUUAGGAAAACCUUUCAGACAACUGGCAAAUGUUGGUAAAUGUUAUCAAGUGUUUAUUUUGUAAACAUUCUUUUUAUACUGUAAUUUAUUUGACUGGAUUUUAUUGUAUUUGUAAAAAUGACAAAGUAUUUAAAUUUAAAGUUACUUUAAAUUAUAGUGUUUACAUUACACAGUAGCCAAUUUACAUUGCGUAUGGCACUUAAAGUUAAAAAUAUAAUAUAGAUUUGUCAACCUAGUUUAAUAAAAAUACGUACCUCUGUGCACUUUUUGUGUAACACCGUUUUUACGUACUGUUGCACGUUUCGCUGCAAUUUCAAAAAUAAAUGUCUACUGAGUGGCACAAAAACACAGGUUCAAUACGUGAAGCCUGGCAAGUUUUUAUUAUGUUGAUAUAGGUACGUAUUGCUGUGUUUUUAUUGUGCUGCUUCUGGUUCAUAUUGCGGCGGAUCAGAAUUCAAAUAUCCGUGGACUGUUGCUAAAAGUUAAUGAUUUACAGUUUUGGGAAUAUGCCCUAAACCAAACCCAAACCUAAACCUAUUCGAUAGUGUUAUCAAAUGCAAAACUGGUAUAUAAACAGAUGUGCGACGUGAACGUUCAAAAGCAUCCGUUUUAAAAUCUCUCAGCAUAUUAAUACUGUUUUGUCAUAACAUUAUAUUCUUCAAGUAACUGUGCGAAAAUUAUGCUUUAUUAAUCGAAAGUACAUAUCACGGAAACUGCCAUGAUAUGUACUUAUUGGUACGUGUUUUGCUUCUCGAUAAAAAGUGCACCCAGGUACAUUUAUGCUAUGAGAACCAGGUAGAGAUUUGUCCUAUUGUCUCAUAUUUGUUGUACCUCUCACACCAUUCAUUGUAGCAUCAUUCAUUCUUCUGUAUACUUGUGUACGAAU
Messenger RNA from Carassius gibelio (silver crucian carp), 2400 nucleotides. RefSeq names its product P2Y purinoceptor 14-like. NCBI's taxonomy places the organism in Eukaryota, Metazoa, Chordata, Actinopteri, Cypriniformes, Cyprinidae. Gene Ontology annotation, molecular function: G protein-coupled purinergic nucleotide receptor activity. The transcript has 2 exons. Gene Ontology annotation, biological process: G protein-coupled receptor signaling pathway. Gene Ontology annotation, cellular component: membrane. The record is from RefSeq and is a predicted model, not a curated record. Bases 10 to 981 code for a protein of 323 amino acids.